Lemur catta (Ring-tailed lemur) is the source of this 2920-nucleotide messenger RNA. RefSeq names its product ORAI calcium release-activated calcium modulator 2 (gene ORAI2). Bases 2212 to 2733 code for a protein of 173 amino acids. NCBI's taxonomy places the organism in Eukaryota, Metazoa, Chordata, Mammalia, Primates, Lemuridae. The record is from RefSeq and is a predicted model, not a curated record. Gene Ontology annotation, biological process: store-operated calcium entry. Gene Ontology annotation, cellular component: membrane. The transcript has 5 exons. Gene Ontology annotation, molecular function: store-operated calcium channel activity.
GCCCUGUCCUGGAGGAAGCUGUACCUGAGCAGGGCCAAGCUCAAGGCCUCCAGCAGGACCUCAGCCCUCCUUUCGGGCUUCGCUAUGAAGUUUCCUCCUGGAGACUGCCCCAGCCUGACGUGCACUGGCCAUCACAGAUGGUCCUUCCCCCGCCCAGUAUUUUUGCUAUGCGGUUGGUUGCAUCUACAUAUUCAGAAGCCGUGGAUAUGAAGGCUGCACGGGGAAGCCGGCGUGUGCCCCCUCAAUUGAUUAGAUUAAUCUACCACUAUUCAAUCAGAUCGUUCUUCAGACUCGGGGCAGCUUGGGGGAAAUAAGUGACAGACGCAGAUCAUCAGAAAUCCCAGCUGAAUUGGGGCAGGGACACGGAGCAGUAAAAACCGCAGUUUGCUAGGCGGGGCCCCUUGUUUAUAUUAUGUAUUCCCUAAUUAGAAUUGCAAAGCUGUUCCUUUGUUCGAUAGCAAGCACUUAGGCCUAGCCAUUAGCUUAUUUCCUCAUGUUUAGCCUUCCCCUAACAGAGAACCAGUGAUCCGAGGCCCCUCAUAAAAUCUCUGCGUAAACACAGUGAAAAUGGCCUUUGGGCCUCUUCUCUGGAGGUAGAACACAACCACUCUUUGUAGACUGCAUCUCCUACCUUUUAUUCUACUUAGUUCCUUCUUGGAACCCUGUGUAGUUUGUGAUAUUCUUUUGUUGGGCCAUAUUCUUUGUGGUAGUAAGAGCCCACCCAGAGCCACAGGGGCACUGAGAAGAGACCACCCCUCAGUGUUGUAUUGUGACUACUGUCUUUUAGAUAUUUUUGACAGUGGCCCAGCCAUAGCAUUAUUGAGUUGCUAUUCAGCUCUGGUCCACUAGGACUGCCAUAUCCUCUUCUAUCUACCUAGUAUUCCAUCAUCAUUGAAGGUGAGGUGAAGGGAUAAGGUUCCCCAAGAGGCAGUAGUUGCUAAAAGUUAUGAAAUCCUCUUAUAUAUAUUUAAAAACAGAGAUGGCUGAUCUAGGAGGCAAACACUGUGGGUGGAAAAACCUUCCCCAGUCUUUUUCUUUUUGCCUCCCUGCCCCCUUCUUUGACUAGUCUGGCUUCUUUGGCUGCCCGGGAGAAGGUGCUUGGCUCCCCUGCAGUCCUUGCUGGGCCUGGACUAAACCCUCCCCUGGGGUGAGGGGCGGGGAGGGGAUCCACAGUGCUGGGGGCAGGUGGGGGCCCGGGAGGGCACCACUGGGUGUGGCCUUGGUCUGACUGCAGGGGGAGUGCGGGAAGGGCACGCUGUGAAAACCCCUUGGGUGCAUGGUGAGCAGGCGGCAGUGGCUGUAGGCACCGCCUGCCGCAGAGGUAAGCUGGGGCUUCCGGUUCCCUCUUUGGGGCUUUUUCUUCCUUUCAUUUAAAAAUAAUUUUUAUUUCACCAAAGCGUAGUACAGGAACAUAGUUUUAAAAAUGCUUAUAACAAACCCUGGCAGCCCUGGAGGGAGGGCACUGGGCUGCGGCUGCAGGGUUCCAGAUGACACACAGAGGCCACGGUGCUCGGCGCGUCCGUUUCAGGCCUCACCCGCUGGUGUCCCCUGCCCGCGGCUGCCGAUUUCUCUCCCUCGGCCCAGCCCCGGCUCCUUCCCACGGCUGCUCCCCUCGCCUCACCCCGCUUUCCUGGCCUUCGGAGACGCAGCUCUCCCCCAGCUUCUGGCCUCAGCUGCGAGAUGCCCCGUGUGGUCUGUACGAGGCCGUCCGGGGGUGCAGCUCCGAGUCCGGGGACCAUUAAGAGUCUCCCUUUUUACCUUUCAAAAGGUCAGUUUUUAUUUUUUGAAAAACAGCCAUUUUUUUGCAGCUAAGCCAGCUUCAGCCUAGCUGUGACAUCAGCAAAGCUGCGCAGACCACGCCCAGGGCGGUGGGCCUGUGCCCUGGGUGCUAGCUGGCACCGCAGAGGCGUCCCCGCUUCUGGGUCUAGGAAGGCACCUGGGGGUGAUCACCUGUGCGUCCUUACUUUCUUCUGUACUUUAGAUUUUUCCUUAGUGUGAUCUUCUUUAGCUAGACAGAAAAAGGAAAGUUUGAAAUAUUUAAGUAUCAAGAACAGGUUCUCUGGUCUUCAAGGGCCCAGAACAUGGGUGAGUCCCCAGGUAGGUAAGUCCGUGGGUGCCCGCAGCCCUCCACACUGCCUGGCAGGUGGCCGUGGUGGGGGUGCAGCCUGCCCUGCCCUCCCCGCCCAGCCCCGCUCUUCCUGGCAGGUGGCCAUGGUGGAGGUGCAGCUGGAGACGCAGUACCAGUACCCGCGGCCGCUGCUCAUCGCCUUCAGCGCCUGCACCACGGUGCUGGUGGCCGUGCACCUGUUUGCCCUGCUCAUCAGCACGUGCAUCCUGCCCAACGUGGAGGCCGUGAGCAACAUCCACAACCUCAACUCCAUCAGCGAGUCGCCGCACGAGCGCAUGCACCCCUACAUAGAGCUGGCCUGGGGCUUCUCCACCGUGCUGGGCAUCCUGCUCUUCCUGGCCGAGGUGGUGCUGCUCUGCUGGAUCAAGUUCCUCCCCGUGGACGCCAGGCGCCCGCCUGGCCCCGGCAGCCACACGGGCUGGCAGGCCGCCCUGGUGUCCACCAUCAUCAUGGUGCCCGUGGGCCUCAUCUUCGUGGUCUUCACCAUCCACUUCUACCGCUCGCUGGUGCGCCACAAGACGGAGCGCCACAACCGCGAGAUCGAGGAGCUGCACAAGCUCAAGGUGCAGCUGGACGGGCACGAGCGCAGCCUGCAGGUCGUGUGAGUGGCUGGGCCAGUGCCUGGCAGCCAAAUGAAAACUGCUUGCUUUGGGGAGACUCAACAAUGCAAACCGCUCCCCAGGCUGCUUAGACACUGCCAGAUGGUUCAAGACCAAAGUUCUACUCCUGUCUUAAUGUAACAACCCGGAUGAUUUUCCCUGAGAUGGAACGUCUGGUAGUUAACCAAGACAC